AUGAGGGAGAGGCUUGUGCAGGUAUGUCGGUCUUUAUUGCUUUCAAAUUACAAGUCUUCUAUACUAUGGGCAUGGCAAAAUGCUUCAGCAUUGGCUAACAGAAGAUCAUGCUUGUGUUCUGAUUCAAAUGCAAAAAUACCCUUUACCUAUUCAUUCCUUCAACCUAAUGUCUUUGCUGCUGUUACACACCCACCUCCUCCAAACCUAUCUGUAUCUCUUUCUGCAAAAAAUGAACAAUCAGAAAAUAAGGUGGAUAUUUCAGUUCUCGAAGAGGAUUUAGAAAUAGCACUGGAUGAAAAUAGACUAAAUGAUGCCUGGAAGGCUUUCAAAUUAAUGAGAAAUAAUGGGGUAUUUCCUAGCAAGAUUUCAAUCAAUAGAUUAGUGAAGGAACUGGCCUCUGCAAAUGACUUGCCUGGCCUCAAACGAGCUUUUGCCACUGCAAUUCUUGUACUGGAAAAACACCCACACAGCAUGCUGGACAUGGAGUCGAUACCCAAUUUGGUUUCCAUACUUGAAAGGGCUAAAAUGUUGGCGCCCACUUCAUCCCUUAUAAGAGCAAUGCUAAAAAACGGGUUUCGCCCUCAUCUGAACCAGUGGAGUCGUGUGGUGGAGCAGAUGUCUAAGAUUGAGACUGCUGCUCCUUUAGCUUUGGAAAUUUUCUGGGAAAUUUGCCAUCUUGUGAGGAAAGAAGGUGCAUUGGUUGAUCAGAUGAAACCUGAUACAGCUGCCUUUAAUGCUGCUCUCAAUGCUUGCUUGACAUUUGGUUCAGUAGUGAAGGCAGAGGGGCUGCUGAAAACGAUGCCUGUGUUGGGCUUGACAGGAGAUGGAAGGAGUUUUGGCAUCAUUGCUCAGCUUUAUGCCAAAAAAGGUUUAAAAGAAAAGAUUGAGAGAUUGGAUAAGGUGAUGAAUCAGUACAAGGUUAGUCCUGAUCAACAGUUCUACAGCAGUUUAGUUAGCGCAUACUUAGGUUUAGGUGAUUUGGAGUCUGCUUCAGAAAAUGUAUUGCUUAUGUUGAAAAGGGCAUGCAGUUCUGUGGGUCGAGCGAGGUUUGAAUCAGGUGAUGAAUGCUCGGAACUCAAUACGAAUGUGUUUCCCGAUGAACAGAUUUACUGCUUACUUGUAAAGGGUUAUUUGGAGUUAGGAACUGUUAAGGACCUGGCAAGAUUUCUUAUCAAGGCACAAGACAUUGAAGAGCAAUUGGUGGCUCUGGAUCAAACUGCUUGUGCAGGUAUAAUUCAUGCAUGUAUAAAUCUAGGUUGGCUAGAAAAGGCACACAGCAUACUAGAUGAAAUGAUUGCUCACGGAACGAGAAUUGGAAUUGGUGUGUUUUCUUCACUUUUGAAGGCCUAUUGUAAGGACCAACGAACAGCUGAGGCUACUCAAUUAGUUUCAAACAUUAACAUGGCAGGUCUGGAACUUGAUGCUGGAAGUUAUGACACAGUAAUUGAUGUUUGCAUGACAGCACAAGAUUUCAAGGCAGCCUUUGGACUUUUUAGAGAAAUGAGAGAAGCAGGGGUGGGUUCACUAAAGACAAGCUACCUUACUAUCAUGACCGGUCUCACUGAAAACCACAGGCCCGAGUUGAUGGCUGCUUUUUUGGAUGAGGUGGUUGUGGAUCCACGAGUUGGGGUGGGUGUUCAUGAUUGGAAUUCCAUAAUUCAUUCCUUUUGUAAGCUUGGACGUUUGGAGGAUGCAAGAAGAACAUUUAAGAGAAUGGCCUUUCUUCGUUUUGAACCAAAUGCACAGAGCUACUUGUCUUUAGUUAAUGGAUACUGUGCAGCAGAGAAGUACUUUAGUGUCUUGCUCCUAUGGGCAGAAAUGAAGAAGAGAAUGGCACACGCUCAGGAAAGAGGAAUAGAAGCCUUAACAUUAAAUCGGGAUUUAAUUGAUGCUUUUCUGCUGGCUUUGGUCAAAGGAGGGUUUUUUGAUGCAGCAAUGGAGGUAGUGGAAAAAAUGCAAGAACUGAAAAUAUUUGUUGAUAAAUGGAGAUACAAGCAUGUUUAUCUGGAGACUCACAAAAAGCUGAAAUUGGCAAGACUUAAGAAAAAGAGUUUUCAAAAAGUGCAAGCGAUUAUUGCUUUCAAGAACUGGGUAGGUUUAUCCACGUGAUCGAAGCAACCUUAUGAAUACUUACAACCAGAAUAAUCAAGUGAAGGAUUAACUUGGUAACAAGGAGCCAAGAUAUGGGAUCUAUGAAGCAAAGGAGUUUUUUAUUCUUCAAGAUGUAAAACAUCGAAUCUUAAAGAUUUAUUUCUUGAUAAUAAAUUCAUUAGUAACCCCAUUGUCUUAAUUUGUAAAGCUGCAAAAUUUCAGAGGCAAAAGAAAAUCUUCAUCGAUUGGAGGAAAACUAAUUCUUAUGUCUCUCAGAGAUCCAUUUAUUUUUUGUAAUUUUUGAUACAAGGAGGAUGGGAGACUGUCUUUCUUGUGUAUGAGAUUUGAUAUAUCCCUUUUACUUCAUCAUGGAUUGACUUAAUGAAGAAAAGGGGUGCAAAGUGCAUUUAUUGUGCGUUUUGCAUGCUGGUCCAAUACCAGAACAUUUUUUGCUCCAGAAGCUGUAAAUCAAUCAGAUUUGUCAAUUUCCUUCU
Molecule: messenger RNA, 2585 nt
Organism: Cryptomeria japonica (Japanese cedar)
Lineage: Eukaryota; Viridiplantae; Streptophyta; Pinopsida; Cupressales; Cupressaceae
Product: pentatricopeptide repeat-containing protein At1g69290
Exons: 1
Coding region: 1-2109 (702 amino acids)
Molecular function (GO): protein binding
Source: RefSeq, a predicted model, not a curated record